AUGCAACCCUGUAGUGAUCGUGAUUUAACAAUACCAAUAAAGGGAGGCACUCCAACCUAUGCCUCAAUUGAACACCAACAACUCCAAGAUGAUUUGAAUGUAUUUGCAGCCAAGAAUGAGAGCUUGGUCGAUGAAAACAAAAAAUUGAAAGAUGAAGUGGUAGUCUUGGAGAAAAGAAUCAGUGCCAAUACAAAUUUGAACACCAAUGCUGUUAGCAAACUCAACAAUGAUAUCAACAAACUCAAAAAUGAUAUCACCAGUUUGAAAAGAGAUUUACAAAGUGAGAUCACGACCAACAAUAUACUUAAUGGCACUGUGUUGGAGCACAGAAAUUUGGCUACCUCCUACAAGGAACAUAAAGUUGAAAUGGCUGCCAUUCAAAGAUCUCUUGAAGAAAAAAAAGAAAGAAUUAACCUAUCAAGAGAAAAUGAAGAAAAGAUUGUCUAUCAAAUCGCAAAGAUCAAUGAAUAUAUCGAGAUUCUCGACAAUCAUCAAAAGAAAAGUGGUCAACAAACAGCAACCCAAUUCAUUUCAAACAACCACAAUGAGACCAUUCUCAACACCAAAAGAUUCCCAAUCGAUAGGCUUGGUGAUGCAUGGAAUACCUUUAUCAUGCAGGUCGUUGCAAAUUUUCUAGAUCUUCCCCACCAUGGAUUGAGGGCCAAGGCUAUUUUCGUGUCAAAAGUAUUUGAAGGAUGCUUUGGUAUCUGCCAAGAUAUGAUCUAUGGUCCAAUUAAUCAACUUGGUGAGAGAUUUCAAUUCUCCAACGAAAGUAGAAUGAAAUUGGAGAGUAUGCUAUUGGAUAUAGUUGCAGAAUUGGAUCCAAAAACAACCAUCCCAUAUCAAAAAGCAAGAUACUAUUAUCGUCAAGCAAAUGAAGAAACUUUUCUAGGUCCUCUCAUUGAUGGUUGUUGUGAUUUGGCAUGGAAGAUAUUAUUGUGCCAACCAUCGGUUUUGGUUCCUGCUGGUGACACCACGGUAGAUUUUGAUAGUUCUCAACACCAAACCUUCCCAGGGUCACCAGACAAUGGAUGUAUUGACUUUUUUGUUUUACCUCCUACUCUGAGCACCAAAAGCAACACUCCAAUUACAAAGGCAUUGGUGUUUUUAAAACAGCAAGUACCAGAGGAAACAAAAAAUCAUCAUGUCUCCCAUGUUGAACCAACCAACCAUAUUGAUCAAUCAACCAACCAUAUUGAUCAAUCGACCCACCAUACGGACGCCCAUCUUGAAUCUACCAACCAAAAUCCAUUGUCGACAACAAUUGAUACUAAAGACCAAUUAAAGAAUGAAAAUACUGGCUCCUCCAUAAUCAAGAGUCGAGUAGUUAAACAGCUUUCACCCAAUACUAUGAUGGAAGAAUAUAGUUAUGUGCAAGAACCAAAAAAACAAUCGAAAAACCAAAAUAAUGGAAGAAAGAAAGAAUAA
Cavenderia fasciculata is the source of this 1428-nucleotide messenger RNA. RefSeq lists its product as uncharacterized. The coding region runs from base 1 to 1428 and encodes 475 amino acids. The record is from RefSeq and is a predicted model, not a curated record. Lineage: Eukaryota; Evosea; Eumycetozoa; Acytosteliales; Cavenderiaceae. The transcript is spliced from 4 exons.